GGUGGUACAGAAAAAAAGAAAGGAGAACAACAAAACUUUCAUCGGAAGUUCGGAAGUGCGUAGUGAAAAAGUGAAGUUUUCGGGGUUCGAACUUUUGAAAGUUUCAAGUUUGGCAAGUUCCAUGCUUAAAUUUUUUUCUGUACUUGUUCGUUUGUUUCAUAAUUAGCGUCGUGUGAAUCGUAUUGAGUUUGCCAUACAUGAAUAGUCGAACACUACCUAAAUAUAAGUUGCUGAUUUUGUGCUUUUGAAAAUCCGAAAGAAAUUGAUACCAUCAUUCAUUCAUCACUCUGUCUGUAUUCGUUGCCAAACUUGCGGUCAAUUUUCUCCUUGCUGGAUUAACGUUUCUUUAUUCUACGUGAUUUCAUCUCAUAAUUAUUAUGCUGUGAUCUAGAAUAAGUAAUAAUUGUGCCAUCUACUAAGAAAAAUAUCAACCUAGAUAAAUUCAUUUUUAAUGGCAGCAAAAAUCAAAUUAAUCGAUCCACCGAGCUCCGCCAGUUCCGAAAGUGAUUGUAAUGAUCGAGAAAACGCUAUCCUCAACGAUCACGAUAUAUUAGAAGAAGGCGAAGAUGCAGAUGAGAAAAAUGGUAUCGACGAAGCCGAUCUUUCUGUUCGACCACUGUCGCCUAAAUCAAGUUCUAGGGGAAGCAGCAGGCAAAAGAUAGCUGUACCGAACCAGUCUAUAAAGAAAACCGUCUCCGAAUCUGUAUUGACAUCGCAGAAACGAACUAUUUACACAGCUGGUCGUCCACCAUGGUACAAUACCGCUGGUCAACAAGUAGAACCUUUCGUAAUAGGCAUUUGUGGUGGCAGUGCAUCUGGUAAAACUACGGUAGCUCGACUAAUCAUCGAAGAAUUAGACGUCCCUUGGGUGACUUUGUUAAGCUUAGAUUCUUUUUACAAAGGUAUUACGAGCGAAGAAGAGGUGGAAUUAUGUCGACGAUGCGAGUAUAACUUCGAUCAUCCGGAUGCUUUCGAUUUUGAUUUAUUAAUUUCUACGCUGCAGCGUUUGAAAGAAGGCAAAAAAGUCGAUGUUCCUAUUUACAAUUUCGUCACCCAUAAACGCGAAGCCAGAACUAAAACAAUGUACGGCGCUAACGUGGUCGUAUUCGAAGGAAUUUUAGCUUUUCAUAAUUCAGAAGUAGUGAAGAUGCUGGAUAUGAAGAUAUUUGUGGAUACCGAUGCGGAUGUACGAUUGGCCAGACGAAUGAAACGCGACAUUAUCCAACGUGGAAGAGACUUAAAUGGCGUACUUAAACAAUACAUUCGGUUCGUGAGACCGGCAUUUUUACAUUAUAUCGCUCCGGGCAUGGCGCACGCCGAUAUCAUCGUGCCUAGAGGUGGCGAAAAUACUGUAGCUAUUCAUUUGAUUGUUCAACAUGUACACUCUCAAUUGCAACAGCGCGGAUUCGCACUUCGAGAAUCGUUGGCGAUGCUAAAUAAAGGUCAACCAUUACCCGGCUCAUUGUACAUAUUAACCGUGACACCUCAAAUCAAAGGUUUGCAUACUUUCAUUAGGAAUAAGGAUACGCCUCGUGAUGAAUUCGUAUUUUAUUCUCAACGCUUGAUGAGACUGGUUAUCGAAUACGCGCUAUCUUUGUUACCGUUCAAAGAUGUGAUGGUUGAAACUCCGCAAGGUGUACCGUACCGAGGCAAGAGAUGCACGGUGGAUAAGAUCUGCGGUGUAUCGAUAUUACGAGCCGGUGAAACGAUGGAACAAGCAUUCUGUGAUGUGUGUAAAGAUACUCGUAUCGGGAAGAUAUUAAUCCAAACGAAUCGAGUUACCGGUGAACCGGAGCUGUACUAUCUACGACUACCUAAGGAUAUAAAAGACUACAUGGUGAUCCUGAUGGAUGCAACUGUCGCUACCGGUGCCGCUGCUAUGAUGGCCAUUCGCGUUUUACUCGAUCACGAUGUUCCCGAAGAGAAUAUUCUGAUAGUGUCUCUUUUAAUGGCUGAAUCUGGCGUUCACACAAUCGCGUACGCUUUCCCUCAAGUCAGAAUAGUUACAACAGCUGUAGACCCGGAAGUAAACGAGAAAUUCUACGUAUUGCCAGGUAUCGGUAACUUCGGCGAUAGGUAUUUUGGUACUGAACCGGAAUCGUUCUGAAUCCUUCAACUCGAACCCAAGUUAUUAUUGUGCACGGCCGCAAAAAAAAAUGUUGUAUAUCGUCAGUUUUGUUUUGUUAGUAGGUACACAGAAAAUACGCAACUUUUUUUUUUUUUAACAUAAUAUUUCAAUUUAAGGUCGCCGUUGGAAUGCAACUGAAACUUUAGUUACCUGAAAAAAAACAACAGUGAAUUUUACGUUUCAAUUUUAAAACUGUAUUAUAAAUUUGUGAGCAUUUGGCAGUUGUUUGUGCUACAUUUCAUUGUUCUUCCUUGAUCGCAUUUUUUUUCUCGCGAGUGUUUUUCUUUCUUCAACCUUCGUCUAUUCUGUUGUGUGUUUUUUUGUGUGUGUUUGAGCGUGAUGUGAUGUGGUAAUAAUACAUAUGUGCCGUGUAAAUGUGAUGUACGAUGAAACUGUGUAAUUAUUUAAGAUUAGUUGAAAAUUUUUCAGUAUUGUUUGUGUGUUGAAUUAAUAAAUGGUAUUUUGCUACCAAU
Messenger RNA from Planococcus citri (citrus mealybug), 2601 nucleotides. Its product is annotated as uridine-cytidine kinase-like 1. The transcript has 11 exons. The record is from RefSeq and is a predicted model, not a curated record. NCBI's taxonomy places the organism in Eukaryota, Metazoa, Arthropoda, Insecta, Hemiptera, Pseudococcidae. Gene Ontology annotation, cellular component: cytoplasm. Gene Ontology annotation, molecular function: kinase activity; ATP binding. Bases 452 to 2107 code for a protein of 551 amino acids.